GUGCGCUGUGUCCCUCGGAUAUCACCGAUCAACGGAAAGAGCCGAAGAUAUCGGCUCGGUCAUGCGAUCAGCUGUGUCCAAUCACAGCUGAUCUCAUGGGACAUGUACACUGAUCAUCAGGGCACUGAUGAUCAGUGUGCCCUGAUGAUCAGUGUAGCCCCAGCAGUGCCACCUGUCAGUGUUCAUCAAUGCCAGCUGUCAGUGCUCAUCAAUGCCACCUACCAGUGCCCAUCAGUGCACAUCAAUGCCACAUAUUAGUGCCCAACUGAGCUGCCUUUCAGUGUCACCUUUCAGUGCCAGUCAGUGCCACCUAUCAGUGUGCAUCAGUGCCAGUCAGUGCUGCCUAUCAGUGCCACCUAACAGUGCCAGUCAGUG
Staurois parvus is the source of this 375-nucleotide messenger RNA. The record is from the annotation of a GenBank genome assembly. Lineage: Eukaryota; Metazoa; Chordata; Amphibia; Anura; Ranidae.